AUGAGAGAAAGGAGAAGAAAGAAUGACCUUGCAGGAGUAAUAAAUAGAAGUACAGAUUACGGAACUAGAAAUUCCUAUAAUUCAGAAGAGACUAGCAAAAUAGAUAAAAUGAAAUUAAAGUAUACGCUAGACACAAAUUACAGGGAUCUCAAAAAAGCAAGUUCAAAAAAGAAAUAUGCAGAAGACAAAGGAUAUAAAGAGUCUAAGAUUAACGCUUCAAUUGGGAAAUAUCGUUCGAACACAGAACACAGAGAAAAUGUUAAAAUAGCAUCAAAGAAAAAAUACCAGUGCAAUGACGAGUUCAGAGAAAGUGUGAAAACUGCAUCAAAGCUAAAAUAUGAGACCAAUCUAGAGCAUAAACUUUAUAAAAUAAAUGCAUCAAAGAGGCUAUACCAGUGCAAUGAAGAGUUCAGAGAUCACGUGAAAAUUGCAUCAAAGAAAAAAUAUGAGACCAAUGAAGAGCACAAACAGAAUAAGAUAUAUGCAUCAAAGAGAAAAUAUCAGUGCGAUGAUGAGUUCAGAGAUCAUAGAAAAUAUCAGUCCGAUGAUGAGUUCAGAGAUCAUGUGAAGUGUGCAUCAAAGAAAAAAUAUGGGGCCGAUAAAGAGUUCAGAGAUCAUGUGAAGUGUGCAUCAAAGACAAAAUAUGGGACCGAUAAAGAGUUCAGAGAUCAUGUGAAGUGUGCAUCAAAGACAAAAUAUGGGAGCGAUAAAGAGUUCAGAGAUCAUGUGAAAUCUGCAUCAAAGAAAAAAUAUGAGACCAAUGAAGAGCACAAACAGAAUAAGAUAAAUGCAUCAAAGAGAAAAUAUCAGUGCGAUGAUGAGUUCAGAGAUCAUGUGAAGUGUUCAUCGCAGAAAAAAUAA
This is a messenger RNA of Ylistrum balloti, 861 nucleotides long. RefSeq lists its product as uncharacterized. Lineage: Eukaryota; Metazoa; Mollusca; Bivalvia; Pectinida; Pectinidae. Bases 1 to 861 code for a protein of 286 amino acids. The transcript is spliced from 2 exons. The record is from RefSeq and is a predicted model, not a curated record.